This is a messenger RNA of Brettanomyces bruxellensis, 1854 nucleotides long. RefSeq lists its product as uncharacterized. The transcript has a single exon. NCBI's taxonomy places the organism in Eukaryota, Fungi, Ascomycota, Pichiomycetes, Pichiales, Pichiaceae. The record is from RefSeq and is a predicted model, not a curated record. Bases 1 to 1854 code for a protein of 617 amino acids.
AUGUCUUCAUGUUCAUCCAAUAUCCCAGAUAUUGAGAGAGUGAUAGAAAACUCCUCCGAUCCUAUUGGUUUGUUAAAAAAUGACUCAAGUGGAACCUUAAUUGACCAUAAAAAGCAAUCUUCAACAUUUUUACCCCAAGCCUUGUUAGAUAAUUCUUCUUACAUCCGGUGUCAUUCUGAUACCGAUUGGUCGACAUCUGGCAAUACUUCUCAAAAUGCAGUAAUACCAGAAAAUGUUGCAGGUGGAACCCCGCCACCUCCAUCUUCUAAUAGUUUUACUGCUUUUCCUGAAUUAAAUUCACAUGAAAUUCCAAGAGAUUUUUUGAAACGUUCGACUGAUCCAUCUUGCUUGCUUCAUCGUGAUACAUCAACAGCGCAUUCUGCGUUUUGCUCGUGUGAGAAUGGUGCUCUGUUUCAAAGUAUUGCAGUAAAUCCUGUUGUUUCAUCAAUUACAGAUGGAGGGAAUCAAGCUGAUUUAAGAUAUAUUCCACCAAUGACUGGGCAUUCAUUAACAACUGAAUACAAUAUUUAUAAUGAGAGCCUUUCCUCCCAAUCACUCCCACUGUCGGAGAUCGUAUUGGACUUGGACUCAAUAUAUUCACCCUUAACGGAAGAAAGUAAAUCCAAUAGCAUAGGGGCUUCGCAAACUAAAAUUUUGAAGCGAAGUCAAGAUAACAGCAUAUUUAAUCUGCAAAAUGAUGAUGAAUUGGCUAUUAAAAUUGAACCCAUUGCACAAAAUACUGUCUCAAUAAGUUCAGUUAUUCCUUCGCUCACCACAAAGGUGGUUCCACCUAAGCCCGCUCCAACAAUUUAUCAGUAUGCAGGUGGUAAGAAUCGUAAGUUUAAGUUUGAUAUGUUUAGAAUCGAGGAUAUUACAUCGUCAAAAGGUAAUAAUAACCUUCCUGGUAUAUAUGCCGACAAAAAUACAAGGAAGAGAAAAUUGAAAACUUCAAAAAAUAAAGAGAAAUCCCUUCACAAAGAUCCCGAAUAUAUUAAAGAUUAUUCUUCGGAAUACCCAAAGUUCAAAUCUAAAGUCAUUUUGCCUUUAAUGACGAAUGAAAGAGAAGGGAAAAUUCUUCGGAUGUCCAGGCAGAAAGCAAUGAGUAUUAAAGAUGUCCAACAGGUGUUGUGGCUAUUCAAAUUGCGAAACUUUGAUUUAAAGCUAAAAUUUCUUGUUUCAAUUAUUGGUAGGCCAUCAAAGCAGAAAUUACCUCCUCAUGAAAAAGAUAAUGGAUUAAUUAUAACUGAAAGAACAGAUAAGCAUUUAAGUAUGACAAUAAAGACAUAUGCUGGCGCUGAUGAUUCAGCAGAAACAUUCGAUGGAUCGAUUGUUUCCUGCUUUAAAGAUGUCAAACAGUUUCAAAUAUAUUUUAGACAGCCAAAUCAGCCGACAACCUAUAAGUCAAAAAAUAAUCUUUUGAAGAAUGCAACUAAAAAAAGAAAAUUAGAGAAAGGAUUGAUUCCUAUCAAAUGCGUCAAGAGACCUUUAAAUUCAUUUAUGCUUUAUAGAGCGCUGAUGGUCAAAGCAAUUAUUUUGCUCUCAUUUAUGGACUCACUUUCGGAUUUCUUGUUUGAAAAAACGGGACUGAACUACAAAACGUAUGAUCCUGAAAAAGAAAAAGUAUUUUUGGAGAACUCCGAAAUUGCUGUAACAGAGGAAUUAAAACAGCAACUAAAAUCCCAGUUCAAGGUCAAAAAGUUCAAUCACCAUUUACUGAUACAGAUUGUAUCCUUGAUGUGGGCUAACGAAGAUCCAACGAUUAAGGAAGAAUUUUAUCGUGUUGCCGGCAUUGAAAAGAAGAUACAUACUUUAUGCUAUCCUGAAUAUAAGUAUCGACCAAACCGUAAAAAUUGA